Tachyglossus aculeatus (Australian echidna) is the source of this 980-nucleotide messenger RNA. RefSeq names its product deleted in primary ciliary dyskinesia homolog (mouse) (gene DPCD). The transcript is spliced from 6 exons. Lineage: Eukaryota; Metazoa; Chordata; Mammalia; Monotremata; Tachyglossidae. The record is from RefSeq and is a predicted model, not a curated record. Bases 17 to 628 code for a protein of 203 amino acids.
CGCGGGCGUGGGCAUCAUGGCGCCGCCGGCCUGGCUGGAGAGCCUGCGGGCCUCCGAGAAGACGGCCCUCCUGCAGGACGGAAGAAGGAAAGUGCAUUACUUGUUUCCUGAUGGGAAAGAAAUGGCAGAAGACUAUGACGUGAAUACCAGUGUGCUGCUUGCAAGAAAGUGGCGCCUGAAGAACGCACUGGGAGCCGUCGGCCAGUGGCAGGUGGAGGUGGGAGAGCCUCUGGCCCCUGCUGGUGGACUACCGGGUUCUGAGCUCAUCAAGGAAAGCAGCUCUAAUCCCAUCUUCCUGCGGAAGGACACCAAGACGAGUUUCCAGUGGCGGAUCCGUAACCUUCCCUACCCCAGAGAGGUCUACAGUGUCGGUGUGGACCCGAAGGAGCGCUGCUGCAUCAUCCGGACCUCUAACAAAAAGUACUAUAAGAAGUUCUCCAUUCCAGACAUGGACAGAUAUCAGCUUCCCCUGGAUGGUGCUGCUCUCAGCUUUACCUAUGCCAACUGCACCCUGAUUAUUACCUAUCAGAAGCCGAAAGAGAUCCUGGCCGCAGAAGAGGAGCUGCAGAAGGAACUGAAGAAGGUGAAGACUGCUGGCCAUGGGGAUGGGGACUGCAAGACCCAGUAGUUCACACACCUGAGCCCAGGCCCCACCUCUGAAGAGACUGGAUGGCUGAUGGGAGAGCUGGCCAAGGUGUGGUUGGUUGGGUGGGUGGAAGUCUCAGUAAUAGUAGUGGCCCUUAUUACAGGGACUGGCCUAAGGUGGACUUGCCGGGGCAGAAAAUGGGCUUCCAGGGCAAGAAGUCUUCUGCCCACAGGUUGUUCCCACCUGAAGCGCUGGCCAGGCCUGUUCUUGCCUCACAGGCCUGCAAAGGCAGAGAAGUUUCCUCAAUCUGGGCAAGUGUCCCCUGCCUGGCUCUUGCCAGCCUACCUUUUAUGUAUUUGCUCCAUGAGUAAAGUUGGUUUGAGUUCAACUCUUA